AUGGAAGAUGUUGUUCGUGAAUUCAACGAUCGACCUCGACGGGCAACUUAUGAAUCUUUAAACCAACCUUCAGAAAUAUUCCAUCUGAGCAGAAGGAGGUUGCAAUCUAUACGUGCCGCUUCAAUUGCCUCGUUACUUUUAAUUCUUCUACAAACCGUAGCAGGAGUUAUUUCCGGGUCUCUAGCAAUCACCGCUGAUGCUGGGCGAUUAUUUGCAGAUUUCAUCGAACAACAUAAAUACAGUCAACUCCAUACCCCAGUCUAUCGACGAAUAGAGUUAAUGACAAUUUUUGGGUCAGCGUUGGUGCUUACCCUAAUUAACGUGACGUUUACAAUUAUUGGUGUGCAUCACAUAAACGAAGGUUAUAUGGACAUUUUAAAUCCAUGGAUGCUGGUCGGAGCUAUUUUAUCAUUGACAACCAAUUGUAUCCUUUUGUUUAUGCAUUAUAAAGCUGAUUGGAGCGGAAACCCAUCCGAUCGCCAGCGAUUAACAAAUUUAUGGUUGUAUCGAAGACCAGAGCUUUUGCACGGUGUUGUCAACCAUGGUUUUGGAGUACUUGUUCUACUUGUGGCAGUACUUGUUAUGAAUGGCUAUUACGUCGCCGACGCCAUCGCCACUUUCAUCAUAAUUCUAUUCUCAAUGGCCAAUAUUGUAUCAGCUGUUGCGAAGGUCAAUCGUGAAUACAAAACCUUCCACUUCUUCCAAAAUAAUUAUGAGGCAAUCCCGGAA
This is a messenger RNA of Mesorhabditis spiculigera, 729 nucleotides long. Lineage: Eukaryota; Metazoa; Nematoda; Chromadorea; Rhabditida; Rhabditidae. The record is from the annotation of a GenBank genome assembly.